AAAAAAAAAAAAAAAAAAGGAGGGAGGUAAGGGUAUGAACAUUCUGUAAAUCCAGACAGAAGAGAAACACUGGUCCUAUAUGUUUCUGACUGUGGUUCCCACAUUUCUGUGGCCUAGCUGGUCAGAGGAACCAGAGAAGUUCUUUAACUGAGAACUUCCUCAGUUUCUGCUGAGUUUUACAGCUUCUUUGGACUCUGCCUCCUGUGUCAUAGUGCCUACGAGGUUUCACUGGAUUUUUCUACUUACAUUCUGUCCUAGAUUGACAGAUCCAACUGACAGACUAGAACAGCUUGAGAGAUAUUUCUGUCUCUUCAGCCUAUUUGUGAUGCUGCGUUGUGUUCAGUAGGACAAAAUCACCUGAUGCUAAUUCCUUUAGACAGGUCUUACAUCCAUUCCAUUCUCAUCCUUAGCCAUCCAUUUCUUACGUGAUCUAUCAUACUUAGGUCUUUCCAGAUAGGUUAUCUUAUUGGAGAAUCAUUCAGGAUUACAGUGAUGGAUUGUCAUCUCUUUCUGCUGGGGCUGGUUACAGUUGAAAUUGUUACUUAAGAACUUCACCUGUUUGACCUCAGUCAUUCCUCCCAAAGCUCUCCCCUGUAUGGGUAUCGUGAGCACAUCCCAUGCAAAGAGGUGUUUUGUCCACAUUUGUGCAAAUGGUGCCUUGAUAUGGAAGAAAAUGAAGAAAUGAUGAAAAAUAUGGAAUAAGAAUCAGCCUUGGAACUGCAAAACCUCAGAAGCCACCUGGAGAGCGCCCCGGCGCGGGGUGGCGCCGAGCCGUGCGUCCCGCUGGAGGGGAGCCUCGGUCGGGGCUGGCAAUGCCGAGGGGAAAAAGGAGCCGGAGUACGGGCUGGAGGAAGGUCCGGGCUCUUCGCCUGGAGGACGUCAGGCACUGGUGGAUGAGGCGGCUGCCCGUUUUGGAGUGGGUGCCCGCCUAUGCCUGGAAGGAGAAUUUGGUUCCCGACGCGGUUUCUGGGAUGAUGCUAGCCAUUCAACAGGUGACACAAGGGCUGGCCUUUGCUGUUCUAUCUUCAGUCCAUCCAGUUUUUGGUUUAUACGGCUCUUUCUUCCCUGCCAUUAUUUAUGCCAUAUUUGGAAUGGGUCGUCAUGUUGCGACAGGAACGUUUGCUUUGACUUCCUUAAUAUCUGCCAAUGCAGUUGAACGUCUUGUUCCCUCAGCUGGCACUAAUUUCACUGCAAACAAUAAUUCAGGAGUCUUGGGCCUAUCAGAAUUUGAAAUGCAGAGGAUUGGAGUUGCAGCUGCAGUUUCAUUUCUGGGAGGAAUCAUUCAGGUAGCAAUGUUUAUGCUGCAGUUGGGCAGUGCCACCUUCUUGUUAACAGAACCAGUGAUCAGUGCAAUGACAACAGGAGCAGCGACACAUGUGGUGACUUCACAAGUGAAGUACUUGCUGGGAAUGAAAAUGCCAUAUAUAUCAGGACCACUAGGAUUUUUUCACAUUUAUGCCUACAUAUUUGAAAAUAUCAGAUCAGUUCAACUAGAGGCUUUACUUCUCUCCUUGCUGAGCAUUGUGGUGCUUGUUCUUGUUAAGGAAUUGAAUGAGAAAUUUCAGAGAAACAUUAAAAUUGUUCUUCCUAUCGAUCUAGUUUUGAUAAUUGCUACAUCCGCUGCCUGCUACUAUGCUGAUAUGGAAUACGUCUAUGGGCUAGAAGUUGUGGGACAUAUUCCUGAAGGGCUACCACCACCAAAACUGCCACCCAUGAAUGUCCUGUCUGAAGUAGUCACUGAAGCUUUUGGAGUAGCACUGGUUGGUUAUGUAGCAUCGCUAGCUCUAGCCCAAGGCUCUGCUAAAAAGUUUAAAUACACUGUGGAUGACAACCAGGAAUUUUUGGCUCAUGGUCUCAGCAACGUGAUUCCUUCAUUUUUCUUUUGCAUACCAAGUGCAGCAGCAAUGGGGCGGACGGCACUUUUAUAUAGUACGGGCGCCAGAACACAGGUGGCUUGCCUUAUCUCCUCUGCAUUAAUUCUUGUGGUAAUCUACACAAUUGGACCAAUGCUAUACUGGCUGCCUAUGUGUGUGCUAGCAAGCAUUAUCAUUGUGGGCUUGAAAGGAAUGUUAAUGCAGUUCCGUGACUUAAAAAAAUAUUGGAAUGUGGAUAAAAUAGACUGGAGCAUAUGGGUUAGUACUUACGUGUUCACAAUCUGUUUUGCUGCUAAUGUGGGACUGUUGUAUGGUGUUGUCUGCACUAUAGUAACUGUGAUUUUCCGCUUUUCCAGAGCAAGGACACUAAAUUUGAAAAAUAUGAAAGAAGUGGAAUAUAAAUACAAAACAGAAGAUAAUUGUCAAUCAUUAAAACAGGUAAAGAUAGUUUCAGUCAACAACCCAUUAGUCUUUCUGAAUGCCAGGAAAUUUCAUGCAGACCUUACAAAAAUAAUCCAGAAGGAUAGCACGAGCAGCCAGGCAUGUGAAGAUGUAAACAAGUGUGAGCAGAACACAUUACUCUGUUCAUUUUCCAAUGGAAGUUGUCAUGGUGAGUCACUGCAGCCAUCUCAGAGUGAGCGACGUGUUUUGAUAUUGGAUUGCAGUGGACUGAGUUUGUUUGACUACACUGGAGCCUCCAUGUUGCUUCAGAUUUACAUGGAUUGUAAAAACAGACACAUUGAUGUGUUGCUAGCACACUGCAAAGCUUCCUUGAUAAAAGCAAUGCAGUACGGUGGAAAUCUUGAAUCUGAAUACCCUGUCUUCUUUGAAUCUGUUUCUUCAGCAAUCGAUGCCAUUCAGAUUCACAGGAAUUACAGCAAGUUCAGUGAACAGAGUGAAGUGUGAUGCCGACCCAUCAAAUGUGGCUAGUCCAAUCAGCUCAUAUUCAGAAUGAACUAUACCACGGUUUCUCCUUAGCAUUUUUUUUUCUCCAGGAGCUCUCAUAUCUCUCAUAUAUGCUACUUUGUAUGCCAUACAUAUUUACAACAUUCAGUAAUGACAGAUCUGCCAUUCAGAAAAAAAAAUAUCUUUAGCUGCCAUCACUCAGAGAAUGUUCAUACAAUUGUUCUAUAAUGGUUUUAUAUAAUAUUUUUAUACACAUUUAGACACAAAUUAUUAGACAGCAGAUGUGGGGUAUUGGCUGUUUACUAUCUUUUAGAUAUCUUUUAUUAUAACAUUAGUUGUAAUACGCAUCUGUAGUUUUGUGCAUGGAAUAAGGAGACAUUAUGAAUUCUUGAAAGCAGUGUGUUAUAAUUGAUACAGUAUACGCAGGAAGCCAUAUACCAAUGCAUACUCUAAUAGCUUUACUUAUCCUUUUUGCUGUUCAAGAUAGCUAUUUGCAAUAACAGCAUCAUAUCACAGCUAACAUAUCCUUGCAUUUUUCAUAUUUGGUUAUUAUAUGCUUUUUAAUGCCUGCCAAGGUCAGUGAGAGCACAGUGUAUUGAAAGAAGGCAGAUGGAUAUUGUCUAAGUGCACUGGAUUGUCUCUUCUUCUAGUAGAUGUCAUGAGUUAUUAUAAUGGUUUGCUAUAUUUUCAGUGUCACAGGUAUUCUUUAGCUCAGAUUGAAGAGGAAAAAUUGGUAACAUUUUUCCAAAACUUUUUCUUGUUUCCAGCAUAGUCUGCAUUUCUGAAUUGCUACUGGAAUUUGAUCAGGGCUGGAAUCUUCAGCUGUGGCAGCUGGGAGGUGACCCUAGAGAGACACAGAAGGCAUGUGUCAAUUUUCAGCCCAAAUGCCAGCUUAUGUGAGCACACAAAUGUGGGGUGGGGGAAGAAUUCACAGGUUGAAUUCACACGUUUGGAUUGCAAUUAUGGAUUGCCAUCAAUCAUAUUAGAUUGUGCUAUCACAUCAGUAUCAUAUUAUUUGGCAACAUAUGUGAAGAUUUUUUCCUUGUCUUUUUUGCCAUAUAUGUACACAAGCUGUAAAAUGUAAAAUUUGAGGAGAAAAAAAAAAUUAGAAUGGAUGAGGAGUAUGUAAUUACCUCACUGACCUUAAACUAUGGAAGCUAAAAUGUAAAUGAAUAUGGCAUGGCUGUAAUGGCUAUCUUAGCACUACAGAGAGGAGAGAAGCAUAAGGGUGAAGUGCAUAAGGGAGAAGCUGGAGUGCAUAGCCAAAAUCUAAUGCUAAGCAUCCUCUUUUCAGCAGCAGUUAUGUUUGUAUGUUUGUCUGGACACCGCUCUCUGCACCCAAAGCAGCUACCAGACAUAGAUGAGGCAGCUCACGGAGUGAUUUUCACAUCUUGCAUAUUUUUGUUAAGGCAAAUAUAAGCCUUUCUUCUGUCCUUGGUCAUUCCACAUUACUAGGAGACAAUGGGAGAGAGCCCUGUGUUCUUUUACCUUUUCAGUCAUAGGUGACUAUUAGGGUUAUUUCACACAUUGUGCCACAGACGAGCAGAAGCAUUCUUUAUGUGUUCUACUAAGAUAACGUUUCAAAAAUACUAUGCAAAAUGCUGAUUAGUAACUGUAAGAAGCUUGUUAUACACAGAAGUAAGUUCUGUUCAUUGUGCCAAGUGCAUUUGUGUCAGAUGCUGUAGUUGAUUGCAAAUGACUCAUUACAUCCUUGGACAUAGUAACAGGCUAUAACAUUUGGUUAUUAAUUUCCUCAGACAGUUUUAGUAAUUUAUGAACACUUUAGAAACUGUUUACAUUGUGCUUUAAUUGUAGAAGAAUCAACUGUAUGUCACAGCUGAAUGGAGAUCUCUACUUAACUGCAAGCUGAAUAAAUGAAUAAAAGUUAUCUUUUCUAUUAAGUUCAUUAUUUAUUCUUUGAUGGCUAAAUGUAUUUUCUGAAGAUUUGUGGAUAUGUUGGUUAAUGAAAUUGUUAAACUGUGGUCUUUAGCAAAGAUAGCAUCGACCAUGAGACCUUCAGUUUUGUUCCGAAUGAUCUUGUUAAUGAAACAACACAGAUGCUGUUAAAAUUAUUUGUAAUGUUAGUGCCUGAUGAAGCUCUCUGCAUCAAAUUAAGAAAUUUGUAGUGCUAAUCAAAAUAUCUUCCACUUUUCACUGUGUUCAAUAGAAAUAACAUUGCUACAGCUAAAUGGCUGUUUUGAGAUGGACAUUUAUCUCCCAUUAGGUCAAAGACCUUCCUGUGACACAAUAUCACUUACAAAUGUGUUUCAUCUGUGUAAGACUACAAAUUCAAAUUGUCUUAAUGCUGUGAUUACUGCUUAAUUGUCUCUCAGGGUAGAAUCAAGGAAGAAAUACAUUUCUUACCUUAUGACUCUGACUUUUCUAAUCUUCCAGCACUGGGGCUUGGGAUACUUGUAAUAUUCCUGUAAUAUAUUUUACUUUGUAUAAUUAACCUAAAUUUCCUCUUAUUUCUGAACAUAUAAAUUGUUAAUUAACUUCCCUUUCUGGCAAGUAGCACCACUAAUGACAGUUUUUUCUCAGAAGAACAGAGCAUUUGAGGAGUCCAUGAAGGUGACCAGAUGCUGUCAGACUUCAUAAAGCAGUGACUGACUGCCAGGGAAUUAUCAUUGAUCUCUCUGCUUGUGGCCUGUGAGAUGCUGAGUGUCUCAUCUGCAUGACUCUCUACAAAUCUCUGCUGAUUGUGUGUUUGCAUGGUUAUCUGGCAAACAACUGCCUGAUUAUCUGGUGAAGAUUCAAGGAAACACCCUAAACCUUUUAGUUUUGGAGUUCAAUAUCAGUUUUAACCUGUUCCUUGAUGCUUUUCUGUAUAUACUGUCCACUGGCUCUGUCUCACAGGAAGCAUUAGGCUGUAACUUAUGCUGAGGUCUGCAGCAACUUAUCCCCAGACCUCCUGUUAGCUGCACCAUAUUCUUCUGGAGCAGGAAGGCGAAGUGAACCAAACCCACCCUGUAGCAAAGGGGCUGCACAAAGCCCAUGUGCUAUUAAAUGCCCUGGUAUCACUCUCACAACUGAGAUGAAUUGCAGACAGAAAGAAUAAGGGGGCUUUGUUAUUCUGUCCCCUUGAGGCAGCCAUGCAUCUUUGUACCUUCCAGCCUGAUUUACCUGAAUAGACAUAGGGACUUUUCAGAGUAAUGCAAAGUUUUAUUACUUGUGCUUGCAUGUGUAAGGCUGUGUGUUGGUAGCAAGAAGAGUCCAGUCUUGCAAAGUGCUGAGCUCCCCUGGUUCCUGUUGGUUUCUGAAGGCAAGAGAGAUUCCACUCCUCACAGCAGAGGCUCGAGGAAGCAUCUCCUCACCUAACGUGCCAUUCUGCGAGGUUUCACCUAAUGAAACCAACAGGGGCUCCAGGCAGUAAACAAUUCAGAAAAUCUGGCCAUUCAUUUUGAUUCCUAUCUGUGUCCUCAGAUGUACAGGUUUUACACCCCUAAACUCAAAGCAUAUGGAACAUGUGAGUUGUAGAGAUCCAUGUUUCAAUAUUGCACAUUUCGGUGCAUUCUGCACUACAUAGGAAAACAUUAAUGUAAUAUUAUUUUCAAGAGUUGCUCAACAUUUUUAGAGAUUUGGUAUUUGUUUGAUGUGUUUAGGAUUUCUUAGCUAUUUUUAGGAAUUAAUUCUAAAUGUUAGAUGUUACUUGACGUGAAUGAAGAGUUUUCCCAUUAAAUUUAAGAUGUGCUAAUCAGAAUAUGCUAAAAUGGGGAUCUGAUCAUAUGCUUCUUACAGAAUUUGUGUUUCACACGUUCCAAAACAAAGCAAGCAAUGAGGAAAAAAAAUAGAGUGCAAACUGAUGUUAAGAAGUGAACAUAGUGACAAUUAUAAAUUAGGCAUAAAACGUGUAAUAAGGAAAAGACUGUUAACAUUAUAUUUAUGCAAAUUAAAUGGUUCUAAUUCUCAUCAUAUGUCUUUCUUUUUAAAGGUUAUUUGCCCUGAUUCUAUGAUUCAAGUGUCACAAGGUCUGACUUCAGCUGCUUUGACAUAAUUUAUUUGACAGCUCUGUGUGCCAUAAAUAUAUAAUGUAACAAGGAAAGGUAUCUUCACUGUUGAAUGAAAACAUUAAUGCGUCAAUACUGUGUAUGAAUACUGUUUGACAUUUACUAGUUACAAAAAUAAAAUACACAGUAUGCCUUGAAAA
Messenger RNA from Anas platyrhynchos (mallard), 6927 nucleotides. Lineage: Eukaryota; Metazoa; Chordata; Aves; Anseriformes; Anatidae. The record is from RefSeq and is a predicted model, not a curated record.